AUGGCCCAGGAGCGUCCCAGCCUCGCCCUGGAGCCCCAGCACGUCCAGCGGUUGCUGCUGUCCUGCCAAGAGGCCAAGAAGUCCGCCUACUGCCCCUACAGCCGCUUCCCCGUGGGAGCUGCUCUCCUCACCGGGGACGGCAGGAUCUUCUCCGGGUGCAACAUAGAAAAUGCCUGCUACCCGCUGAGCGUCUGUGCUGAACGAACUGCCAUCCAGAAGGCCAUCUCGGAAGGGUACAAAGAGUUCAGGGCAAUCGCUAUUGCCAGUGACUUGCAAGAUGAUUUUAUCUCACCCUGCGGGGCUUGCAGACAGGUCAUGAGAGAGUUUGGCACCGACUGGGCUGUCUACAUGACCAAGCUGGACGGCACGUACGUUGUCAGGACAGUCCGGGAGCUGCUGCCUGAAUCUUUUGGGCCCGAAGACCUGCAGAAGAUCCAGUGA
Messenger RNA from Budorcas taxicolor (takin), 441 nucleotides. RefSeq names its product cytidine deaminase (gene CDA). Gene Ontology annotation, molecular function: zinc ion binding; cytidine deaminase activity. Gene Ontology annotation, cellular component: cytosol. The coding region runs from base 1 to 441 and encodes 146 amino acids. NCBI's taxonomy places the organism in Eukaryota, Metazoa, Chordata, Mammalia, Artiodactyla, Bovidae. The record is from RefSeq and is a predicted model, not a curated record. The transcript is spliced from 4 exons.